Messenger RNA from Clunio marinus, 273 nucleotides. Lineage: Eukaryota; Metazoa; Arthropoda; Insecta; Diptera; Chironomidae. The record is from the annotation of a GenBank genome assembly.
AUGAGGUUCAAAUGUUGUACCAAUUUGAACCUAACUUUUGAGGGACUGUUACAAAGUAAAGCAUUGAGAUCAUGCAAAAAUUCUUUUUCAAAAAUACUUUAUUGUCUUGAGCGUAGAGUGAUUCCAAUAUAUUUUAAAGCAAAUGAUGAAUUUGAAAAUUAUUACAAUUGGUCAAUGACCUCAUUUUCGAUCUUCCCAAAUAUAAAUUUGCGUGAGAUCAAAAUUACAAAUGUUCAUGAAGAAGUUUCUGUUCAACUUUAUUCAAUUUUAUAG